AUGGCCGACCCGUUCAAGGCGCGGACCUUGAAACGCAAGAAUGUCAAGGGUCUGGCCCUCAAUGCGACGCCGAAGUCUGCCGCCAAUCCCUCCGAAGGCGAUGCCCAGGUCCCAGGGGCAAUUGGCAAUGCCGACGGCAACCGUACAGAUACGCUCGAGAUCGGGCUGGAGUUCCGACUUGACCUGCGCAGCGAGGACCUGAUCACCAUGAAGGAGCUGGGUGCUGGCAACGGCGGCACCGUCUCCAAGGUGCGGCAUGCGUCGACUAACGUUGUCAUGGCGCGAAAGAUCAUCCGAGUCGACGCCAAAGAGAACGUGAGAAAACAGAUCCUCCGAGAACUGCGUGUAGGACACGAUUGUAACUCCCCCAACAUCGUGACUUUCUACGGCGCCUUCCAGAAUGAGGCGAGAGAUAUUGUUCUGUGUAUGGAAUACAUGGACUGCGGAUCUCUGGACCGCAUCUCGAAAGACUUUGGCCCCGUGCGAGUCGACGUGCUUGGAAAAAUCACGGAGUCGGUGUUGGCCGGUCUGGUCUAUCUUUAUGAGGUCCACCGCAUCAUGCACCGCGACAUAAAACCAUCCAACAUCCUGGUCAACUCGCGGGGCAACAUCAAGCUCUGCGAUUUUGGUGUCGCCACCGAGACCGUCAACUCCAUUGCUGAUACCUUCGUCGGAACCUCGACGUACAUGGCCCCGGAGCGAAUCCAGGGAGGAGCGUACACUGUGCGUUCGGACGUGUGGAGUGUAGGCCUGUCAGUUAUGGAGUUGGCCGUUGGGCGGUUCCCCUUUGACACCUCAGACGUCGCUGCCGGAGACCGUGCCAGCGCAGGGCCAAUGGGAAUUCUGGAUCUCCUUCAACAGAUCGUCCACGAAUCCGCACCCAAGCUGCCCAAGAGCGAUGCCUUUCCACCAAUCCUCCACGACUUCGUCGGCAAGUGUCUCCUGAAGAGGCCCGAGGAGCGCCCCACGCCACGAGAGCUUUAUGACAAGGAUGCAUUCUUACAAGCAGCGAAACGCACCCCGGUCGAUCUCCAGGAAUGGGCCAUCAGCAUGAUGGAACGGCACAACCGCAAGUCGUACUUGGCUCCUCCGGCGCCCAAAUCGCUCAAGGAGGGCGCAGCCCAAUCGCCAUUAACGGCCACAAUUUCGACCCCGAAGUCCAGCUCAACCAGCAGGACCUCAUCACGCACUCCAAACCCGCAGUAUACGACACCCACAUCGGGCGAAAUCCCCGUCGCCAACGACGUCUCCGGUAGCAGCCGCCAUUACAACCACCAUCCCUCCCAGCAAUCCGCCGUGCCCUCCCUACGAUCCGCGAGGUCCCCACCGCCUCUUUCACUGGAACACCUGUCUUUGGAAACGAGGGAUGCAGAAGACGCGCGCAGCAGCCGCCGCCCGGGCCGACACCUGGGUGACCCUACCUCCGCCGUUGAAGCAAGUUCUCGCCCAUUCAUGAGCCCGCGCUCCAUCAGCUCGCACAACACCAAGUCCCAGACAAACCUGCACUCCGCCACACUGCCAAUUCGCGCCGGACCGCCACCCAGCGGGCCUCCGCCGGCCCCUCCAGUGUCUGCGGGCCUGCGUGGCCGGCAGGGCUCGAACGGGACCACCUCAUGA
Molecule: messenger RNA, 1617 nt
Organism: Penicillium lagena
Lineage: Eukaryota; Fungi; Ascomycota; Eurotiomycetes; Eurotiales; Aspergillaceae
Gene: ste7
Product: MAP kinase kinase Ste7
Exons: 3
Coding region: 1-1617 (538 amino acids)
Biological process (GO): protein phosphorylation
Molecular function (GO): ATP binding; protein kinase activity
Source: RefSeq, a predicted model, not a curated record